This is a messenger RNA of Castor canadensis (American beaver), 5747 nucleotides long. NCBI's taxonomy places the organism in Eukaryota, Metazoa, Chordata, Mammalia, Rodentia, Castoridae. The record is from RefSeq and is a predicted model, not a curated record.
CAGGACAGCUGGCCUCUGAGAAGUAAGAAAACAGGAUGCCCCCAGGGGUGGACUGCCCCAUGGAGUUCUGGACCAAGGAGGAGAAUCAGAGUGUAGCCGUUGACUUCCUACUGCCCACAGGGGUCUACUUGAACUUCCCUGUGUCCCGUAAUGCCAACCUCAGCACCAUCAAGCAGGUGCUAUGGCACCGUGCCCAGUACGAGCCGCUCUUCCACAUGCUCAGUGACCCCGAGGCCUACGUGUUCACCUGUGUCAACCAGACCGCUGAACAGCAGGAACUGGAGGAUGAGCAGCGGCGGCUCUGCGACGUCCAGCCCUUCCUACCCAUGCUGCGCCUGGUGGCCCGAGAGGGCGACCGUGUGAAGAAACUCAUCAACUCUCAGAUCAGCCUCCUCAUCGGCAAAGGUCUCCAUGAGUUUGACUCCCUGCGCGACCCAGAAGUGAACGACUUCCGAGCCAAGAUGCGCCAGUUCUGUGAGGAGGCGGCCGCCCGCCGCCAGCAGCUGGGCUGGGAGGCCUGGCUGCAGUACAGUUUCCCACUGCAGCUGGAGCCAUCGGCGAGGAGUUGGGGGGCUGGCACCCUGCGGAUCCCUAACAGGGCCCUUCUGGUCAACGUCAAGUUUGAGGGCAGUGAGGAGAGCUUCACCUUCCAGGUGUCCACUAAAGACAUGCCCCUGGCGCUGAUGGCUUGUGCCCUCCGCAAGAAGGCCACCGUGUUCCGGCAGUCCCUGGCAGAGCAGCCCGAGGACUAUGCGCUGCAGGUGAAUGGGAGGCACGAGUACCUGUACGGCAGCUACCCCCUCUGCCAGUUCCAGUAUAUCUGCAGCUGCCUGCACAGUGGACUGACCCCUCACCUGACCAUGGUCCACUCCUCCUCCAUCCUGGCCAUGCGGGACGAGCAGAGCAACCCCACCCCCCAAGUCCAGAAGCCACGCACCAAACCUCCCCCAGUACCCGCAAAGAAGCCUUCCUCUGUGUCCCUGUGGUCCCUGGAGCAGCCAUUCUGCAUUGAGCUAAUCCAGGGCAGCAAAGUGAAUGCUGAUGAGCGGAUGAAGCUGGUGGUGCAGGCCGGGCUCUUUCACGGCAAUGAGAUGCUGUGUAAGACGGUGUCCAGCUCAGAGGUGAGUGUGUGCUCGGAGCCUGUGUGGAAGCAGCGGCUGGAAUUUGACAUCAACAUCUGUGACCUGCCACGCAUGGUCCGGCUCUGCUUUGCACUCUACGCCGUCGUUGAGAAGACCAAGAAGGCUCGCUCCACCAAGAAGAAGUCAAAGAAGGCGGACUGCCCCAUCGCCUGGGCCAACCUCAUGCUGUUCGACUACAAGGAUCAGCUCAAGACUGGGGAGCGCUGCCUGUACAUGUGGCCCUCUGUCCCAGAUGAUAAAGGAGAGCUGCUGAACCCCGUGGGUACUGUACGCAGCAACCCCAACACAGAGAGUGCUGCCGCCCUGGUCAUCUGCUUGCCUGAGGUGGCCCCCCACCCUGUGUACUAUCCUGCCUUGGAGAAGAUCCUGGAGCUGGGGCAUCAUGAGGAGCGUGGCCGCAUCACCGAGGAGGAGCAGCUGCAGUUGCGGGAAAUCCUGGAGCGGCGGGGAUCUGGGGAGCUGUAUGAACAUGAGAAGGACCUGGUGUGGAAGCUGCGGCACGAAGUCCAGGAGCACUUCCCAGAGGCCCUGGCCCGUCUGCUGCUGGUCACCAAGUGGAAUAAGCAUGAGGAUGUGGCCCAGAUGCUCUACCUGCUGUGCUCCUGGCCCGAGCUGCCGGUCCUGAGCGCCCUGGAGCUGCUGGACUUCAGCUUCCCCGACUGCCACGUGGGCUCUUUUGCCAUCAAGUCCCUACGGAAACUGACGGAUGACGAGCUUUUCCAGUACCUGCUACAACUGGUGCAAGUGCUCAAGUAUGAGUCCUACCUGGACUGCGAGCUGACCAAAUUCCUGCUGGACCGGGCCCUGGCCAACCGCAAGAUCGGCCACUUCCUCUUCUGGCACCUCCGUUCUGAGAUGCAUGUGCCAUCUGUGGCCCUACGCUUUGGCCUCCUCAUGGAGGCCUACUGCAGAGGUAGCACCCACCACAUGAAGGUGUUGAUGAAGCAGGGGGAAGCAUUGAGCAAGCUGAAGUCGCUGAACGACUUUGUAAAGGUGAGCUCCCAGAAGACCACCAAGCCCCAGACCAAGGAGCUGAUGCACUUGUGCAUGCGCCAGGAAGCCUAUCUGGAGGCCCUGUCCCACCUGCAGUCCCCGCUUGACCCCAGCACCCUGCUGGAAGAAGUCUGUGUGGAGCAAUGCACCUUCAUGGACUCCAAGAUGAAGCCCCUGUGGAUUAUGUACGGCGGCGAGGAGGCGGGCAGUGCUGGCAGCGUGGGCAUCAUCUUUAAGAACGGGGAUGACCUCCGCCAGGACAUGCUGACUCUACAGAUGAUCCAGCUCAUGGAUGUCCUGUGGAAGCAGGAGGGCCUGGACCUGAGAAUGACCCCCUAUGGCUGCCUCCCCACGGGUGACCGCACAGGCCUCAUCGAGGUGGUGCUCCACUCAGACACCAUUGCCAACAUCCAGCUGAACAAGAGCAACAUGGCAGCCACAGCUGCCUUCAACAAGGAUGCCCUGCUCAACUGGCUCAAGUCCAAGAACCCUGGGGAGGCCCUGGAUCGAGCUAUCGAAGAGUUCACCCUCUCCUGUGCUGGCUACUGUGUGGCCACCUAUGUGCUGGGCAUCGGUGACCGGCACAGUGACAACAUCAUGAUCCGUGAGAGUGGGCAGCUGUUCCACAUUGAUUUUGGCCACUUUCUUGGGAAUUUCAAGACCAAGUUUGGAAUCAACCGUGAGCGAGUCCCUUUCAUUCUCACCUACGACUUUGUCCAUGUCAUUCAGCAAGGGAAGACUAAUAACAGUGAGAAAUUUGAAAGGUUUCGGGGCUACUGUGAAAGAGCCUACACCAUCCUACGGCGCCAUGGGCUCCUCUUCCUCCACCUCUUUGCCCUAAUGCGGGCAGCAGGCCUGCCUGAGCUCAGCUGCUCCAAAGACAUCCAGUACCUCAAGGACUCCCUGGCACUGGGGAAAACAGAGGAGGAGGCACUGAAGCACUUCCGGGUUAAGUUCAAUGAAGCCCUGCGGGAGAGCUGGAAGACUAAAGUGAACUGGCUAGCACACAACGUGUCCAAAGACAACAGGCAGUAGUGGCCCCUUCCUGGCUGCCACACUGGUCCCCUCAACCGUCUGUCCUGUGGACUAGGUGCCCUCAGGCUUCCUAUCAGGGGCCUAAAAGCCUCAACUGCACCUCAUGGGAAAGAACCACACAAUUGCCUUUUGUUUACACUGGUUAUUUAUUUAUGACUACAAAUAUUUUAAGGAACAAAACAGCCAUAAAUGGAAAUGCAACCACGGGGCACGUCCCCACGCAGAGCACUGUGAGUCAGGCACUUGCAGUCUGUACCUUGCUCUCAGCUGGAGGAUUGGAACCCCAAAUCUUCCCUCUGGUGGAUCUCAGCCCAGCAGUGAUCAUUCUUCUCCAGGGGCGCCUUCUUUCUAGGCUUCCACCGGACUGCCUGGAUCUUGGCACCUAGCACUCACCUGAUGCCUCCAACUAGACAGAACACCUCGAUCCUCGGCUCACCUCUGCCACCUGUGUGUGGCCCACCCUGCGUGUCCUCCAUCGAUCAAGUCCUGGGCAGCUCCUGAGGAAGCCAGGAUACCCUCUAGACUCAGGGAUGCUUACUCUUCACUGCUGAAGUGACUCUUGGGUACGGGGACACCGUCACCUCUUUUAUUUGCUGAUAAUAAUAGCCAAACGACUUCCUGAACUUCUGUGGAUGGGGAGGACACCGCCCCCACCAAGUGUAAUCUACAUUGAUCCUUGAGAUGUGUUGAAAAGACUGGAGGGGAUUCAGCUCAUCCUGGUCACAAGCCAAGUGUGGAGUCCUCUGUGCAGUGAUGGAUAAGCUGUCUCUGAAGGAAGUUGCAGUAAAGGGACAGGACCUGAUCCCUCUGAGCUAUCACCUUUGAGAACCUGCUGGGAGUAAUCAGGUGGCAGGAGUGUGGGCAUGAGGGGUGAAUGUCAUCUUUCUCUUUGACAGUACUCAGUUCGAAACGGUCUAGGCCUAGCCUCAGACCUUCAAAAGGGCUGGAUCAGAACAGCUUUACAAGUGCAGGACCUGGGCCUCUCCCAGCCUUCCGAAGCCCACUCUGGUGAUGGGGCUAGGAUCCUGGCCUUUUUAAAGCCCACAGUAGGCUGGGGUACAUAGCUCAGCAGCAUAGAGCUUAACGUGCACACGGGCCCGGGUUCCAUCCCCCCACAAACUAAAGAAAAAAGAAGCCUGUGGUGAACCUGAUGCAUUAGCUGCCAACUCAGGACCCGCCACGCUCUCUGCUGGUCUCUUGGUAUCUGCCACGUUUCAGCAAAACCAGCAGCCGCUGCCCCUCAGCAGCCCAGAUGCAUGGCUUAAAAAGGAGCCCAGUGCCAGCUCACUCUGUUUUGAUGAGCCAGGGGUCCAGCGGCAACUGGUGCCACCACAGAGCAUCUGCUUGGUCCAUGGUGGCCAGUGACCAUGUUCUGGUUCCCAACUAGACGCUGCAGUCCCUCAGCCCCACACCUUCGUGGGAAUAGGAGAAGCGGUGUGUACGUGUGUAUGUCUUGUUAUUUAUUGAAACGAGUCUGGGUGCUUCCCCGGUGCGGGCUGCAGACUUUGCACACCCUUGGCGUUGCUGUGUUGUUGGGUGAACAGUCUGGGUGCCUGGCAAGAGUAUUUUCUAUUUUUUUAAGUCAUUUCACGUUUCUGUAUGAGAAAGGCAAAUUCCGUAAUACUGAGACUGGUCUGUGCAACCCUGACAUGAGAGGUAAAGGCAGGGGGGGAAAUAAAAGCCUUUUUAUGUUCUUACGUUUUGGCUCAGAAAGAAACAAGGGAAUGCUUGUUAGGUUAAAACAAAACAAGACAGAAAACAGACCCCAUUCCAGCUGGAGUUAGAACCAGAAUUUAUUGUAGUGUAUGUACUUUCCGACCUAGCAUCAAUACACACAUCCAGAGGGGACCUGUGUCCCUCUCUGCAUCAGCAUCUUUCCAUUGUCUAAACAGAGCAGCUAUAGGGACAGGACACAGAACAGCAGCCACACAGAACACAGCACAGCUGUCAGUGUCCUCAAAACUAGCAAUGAGAGUCCUAGGACAGUGUUCAAAAUGAUUCCCCCAGGCGUGGAAGUCUAAAGCUUGACAUGUAGUAAAAAGCGAAGUGCUGGAGUUUAAGACGUGACUUUUUUUCCUUUUGCCUAACCAUUGCAGCAGGACUCCUGGCUACUGGGGUAUGGAUUUUUCCUGCUCCCCCAUGACAGGGGGCAUCCUGGCAGGGGCCCUGAGGAGGAAACAGGGUCUGUUUUGGAACAUUCUAGCAGCUUGCCUUCAGGGUCUUAGAUCUCUCAGGCCCAUUAUAAGCUCCAACCCAGGUGGUCAGUUUGCAAAACAGCUGUCAGUCUCCAUGAGCUAGAAAUGCUUUCAUCAGCAGGAAAUGCACGUUUAUUAAGCAUCAGCUACGAGGCUGCACACGAUGAGCCCAGGCUGCUCAGUGCGUGGAGCGAGUGUGUAAAAGAGGCCAGGGAACCAAACAGCCUCAUCCCCAAUACCAAACUAGAAACCGGUAGAAUUCCAAAGACAAGACCGGCCUCCAAACAUGGAACCCUGAUUUGGUCCCAGGAGCAGCACACCAAAGCCUAUGGCCCCCAACCCAUCCGCCCGGCAUGGAGACCCAAGCAAGGGCAGGGCAGGC